Molecule: messenger RNA, 823 nt
Organism: Caenorhabditis sp. 36 PRJEB53466
Lineage: Eukaryota; Metazoa; Nematoda; Chromadorea; Rhabditida; Rhabditidae
Source: the annotation of a GenBank genome assembly
AUGAUUCUUCUUCUGAUUCUUGCCGCGUUCAUUGGGCUCGUUUCCGCAGAUCCAGCAGCAAGUUUCUGCUUCACAAACGGCGAUCGUAUCGCCGACACGCAGAAUUCGCACUCGUUCUUCGAGUGCAGGGAUAACAGAUGGAUCCGUCAGUUCUGUAUGACCAACUAUCAGUUCAACCCGGAGGUAAAAGGACUUUCCCCAUCGUUCCGGUUGGACAUUCCCGUUUCAGACCGGCUUUUGCUUCUUCGCUCCGACGCCUCGCCCGACCACUACUCCUCCUCGCACUCCUCACCCAAGAGUGUGCUUCCCGGGCUCUCGCACCGUUUACCUGUUCGAUAAUACCAAGUACAAGGAGUGCACGUGGGAUGGCCGUGGCUACGUCACCAGAUAUUGUCAGCCUGGCGCCAUCUACAACGAUCAUCUCCAAAUGUGUGUGGAUGUUGAGCCGACUACCCGAUGGCCGAGCACCACCACCCAAAGACCCACUCCGCCGAGCACAACUCCAUUCUACGGAGCGUGUACCGAGUCCACUGGACAGGCCCAGUACAAGCCGGAUUUGUACAACUGCAAGAACUUCUAUCAGUGCGCUUCCGGUGAGAAUUAGAAUUACAAUAACUAUCCGUGCAACGAUCUUUCAGGUUUGUGGACGCAACGCAGUUGUGGCGAGGGAACCAUCUGGAAUCAGGCGAUCCUGACUUGCGACCACAACCGCGGCCAGUGCCGUCCGCUCGAACAUCCAACUGCGUACCCGCCAACCGUCCCUCCUCCGGUGCCCACCUACUAUCCGGAUGUGAUCGAAGUGAAGAAGAAGAAGCAAGUUUGA